AUGAGCAAUGGCUCACUUGCAGAUGUGCUCUUCACCCGUGAAAGGCAAAGUGUAACGAGAAUAAAUUUCAGGCACAUUUACAUAACACAUAAGUGGAUAUGGAUUGGCGCUGCUCUAUUGGUAAUGGUGCUUUGCAUCUUGAGGAGGAAACUAUUUUCAGGGGAGAUCAACCUGAUGGUUGAUAGAUCCACUGGCGAUGUCAAUGGGCUUCAAAAUGAUGGAAAGAUGGGAAAUAAUUUGACAGUGUUUAGCUACGCAUCUGUCGUGGCUGCCACAACUAACUUCUCUGAAGAAAACAAGCUCGGACAGGGGGGCUUUGGACCUGUUUAUAAGGGCAAGGAACUUUGGAGUUUAAGAAUGAAUUGA
Molecule: messenger RNA, 366 nt
Organism: Prunus armeniaca (apricot)
Lineage: Eukaryota; Viridiplantae; Streptophyta; Magnoliopsida; Rosales; Rosaceae
Source: the annotation of a GenBank genome assembly